Messenger RNA from Vanessa atalanta (red admiral), 1608 nucleotides. Its product is annotated as golgin subfamily A member 4-like. Lineage: Eukaryota; Metazoa; Arthropoda; Insecta; Lepidoptera; Nymphalidae. The coding region runs from base 147 to 1490 and encodes 447 amino acids. The transcript is spliced from 8 exons. The record is from RefSeq and is a predicted model, not a curated record.
CCGUUGAUUAUUGAUUUCAAUUUUUAUAAUUUUGUUUUGAUUUUUUUACAAUAGCUACAUACAUAGUUACUACAUUAUAAUUAAUACUUACUUUUUAAUACUUUUGAAUUAAAUUGAUAUUUUCAGAUUGUACAAGCUGUUACGAAAUGGAGAAAGAGAAAAUACAAGCUUUCACGGUUGAGAACUUUAUUGGUAACUGGAAUGGGGAUUUUCCGAAUUAUCCCCUAACAACACCAGACUUAAAGAAGCCUCAUGCAGUGAUGGGAGCUUUGUUUCAGGUUUUUGAUCGCCUUGGAAUUGAUAGAGAUGCUGUUCUUAUGGCACCACCCGAAGAAAGCCGAAAUGAAAAUACUAUCUACUACUGGGAUUUACUUCCUGUCAUCAAUAUGACUAGAGUUAUAAACCAUUUAGUCUCUGUAAUGCCACAAGUUGAUGCUACUAUCAGUAUCACACACUUCUUGCAACCAACAGUCACAACAUCUCAUUCCAUAUUGCUUUUAUUGUUUAAUUUAAUGGUUUUUAAUGAAGAGAGACUGAGGGAUAUAGCUCCGUAUGAGGAGGAAUUGUUUUCUAAAACUGAACAGGUAAAACUUUUAGAAGAUAGAAAAAAUCGAUUACUUGAAAUGCUAAAUGAGCAAGCUGAAGAAAAAGGAAAGAGAGCUGAAAGAUUGGAACAGAUAGAUCAUGAUGUAAAACAAUUGGAAGAGGAGCUUAAACAAGAAAAUGAUGCAUUUGAUGAAGAAAAGCAAGAAUUAGAUGCAAUAUUGAAGGAGAAUCGUCAAACAGAAAUAAAUCUUGAACAGAAAAAAAGUCACAGAGAUGCAUUGAUAACAGAAAUUGAGAAAAAGCAAGCUCUCAGAGUUUAUGAUGCUGAUGAUAUAAAAGCUCAGGCAGAACAGGCAGCUCAGAAUGUUCAAGAUGCUGAAGAAAAAUUAAAUUCAUUAAGAGCAACACUCAUGCAAAAGGAAAAUAGUUUGAAAAAUUUACAAACUAUCAAACCUAAUUUUGAUACUGCUAAUAAUUUAUUGCAUGAAAUAAUGAAGGUUACUGAGAGUUUGAGGGAUUAUGAAAAUGGUGACUUAGAUUCAGAUAGCAAAGAAGGAGAAUUAGAUGUCCUUAAUACUGAAGUAAAUGAACUUGAAGCUCAGCUGGCUGAGAUCAAGGUUGCCAGAGAAGAAGCCAGUAAGAAAAGACAAGAGAGCCAUGCUAAACGUCAACAAGAGAGAACACUGGCACAGAGUAAUCUUCGUGAAGCUGAGGAGAAAGACAGGAAGAGCAAUGAAAGAUGUAAGAAAGCAAUGCAGCGUGUUCUUGAAAUAAAGGACUUGACCACAAAGUAUGAGCAGAAAAAGGUAGAAGGUGUAGAAGAGCUGACAGAAAUCAAAGAAAAUUUUACGAUUGAUUUAAAAUCUACAGAAGAAGCUCUUCUGAAGAAGGCAUUAGAGUCCAAGGAAAAGAUUGAAGACAAACUAAGGAAUCGGAAGAUCUGAAUUGACUGUAUCAAUUUAGCCUCUAAGUUUAUAUUUACGUUUUAAUAAAAAUAGAAGAGUUUAAUUUUAGACUAUUAUAAAACAUGAGUUCUGUAUAAAUUAAUAUUAAAUUAAAUCA